GAUCUGUUCAAGAGCUCGCCUUUCACGACUUCACCAAACAGAAAAGACUUGUUCGGCGUGGUAUUGAUGUGUUUUGAGACCGGUUUAUUGGCGAUUAAUCGGUUUAUUGUAAUUGAAACCCAUAUUGGUGAAACUAAAGUGUAGAAUAAUGGCCAGCCAGCUGUUGGAAGCCACGGGGAUGGUCGAGAGCUUGCGGGUCGCCGAGCUGCGGUCUCUCCUCUCCACUAUGGGAAAGGACAAGAAAGGCCUGAAGAAGGAUCUAUUGCAGAGAGCCACCGAGCUCCUCCAGAACAACUUCCACCCAGAACUUUUCUCUGCCAUCCAGGAGCUCUAUGACCGUCGUCACUCCACCGGGAAUACCAACAGCAGACGCUCCCAGGUCAUCACCAUGCCGGCUACUGUCGGGGUGGAGGCAGAUUAUCCGAAGAAAUCUUGCAGUCCGGUUCAUAAACCUGAAGUUCACAUGAUCAAGCUUCCGUUCUGUCAAACUCUGGAGACUAUUGUUGCUCCAAAGCCAUUAGUUGCCACAUACACAUCUACACAGCAAAUCGACUUGAUCACAUUUAGUCUGACUACAAAACAAUGGUCUCGCAUCAAGAACUGUCCGUCCAAAGAUGGAGUGAAACCUGUUCAGGUGGUGCUCAGAAUUUGCUACACAGAAAGCAUCGGCGUGGAAAAUGAUCAGUAUCCACCAAAUGUUGGUGUUUUGGUCAAUGGCUAUAACUGUCCUGUACAGGUUCACUACUCUUCUAAUAAAAAAGGUCUGGAGCCUUCUCAACCUUGUCGUCCAAUCGAUCUCACACCAUUCAUGAAAGCGUUCACUGACAACCGAGUCGCUAUCACAUGGGAGAACUUUGGCAAGUUUUACUCUGUGGCUGUAUAUCUGGUGAAGGUGUACUCUUCAGCAGAUUUGCUGGCACAGCUCCAGGAAAAUGGAGUGGAGAGUGUGGAGAGCUGCAAACAAAAAGUGUGUGAGAAGCUGCAAUGUAAUCCUGAGAACGAGAUCGCCACAACAGGGCUGCAAGUGUCCCUAAUCUGUCCUCUGGCGAAAAUGCGCAUGUCGGACCCCUGUCGAGCGCAGACGUGUGCCCACAUGCAGUGUUUUGAUGCGGCCUUUUACCUUCAAAUGAACGAGAGGAAGCCUAGUUGGACUUGUCCUGUCUGCCAUAAGCCUGCCCUAUUCGACACGCUACAGAUCGAUGGUUUGCUGAGUGGCAUACUCCAGCGCGCAGACGAGGCCGUGAAGGAGAUUGAGUACCUGUCUAAUGGCUCUUGGAGAGCAGUGGGAAAGGAAAAAGUGUGCAGCACCACCAAAGAUCUCUCUUCACUCAGCCACAAGAACAAUCCUUUACUACAAGAUAUCGUGGAUCUUACUCAGUUUUAUUCUGACAGUGAUGACGAUCGUGAGGCCAUGGAGACAGAAGAGAUCGUUUGGGCACAUGUAAAAAUUGAACGAGUGCGCUUCUCCAAAAGCAGCAUGCAUAAGUGACACCUGCCUAAUUUUGUUUUCUUGUAGUUCUUUAAAAUAUAUAUAAAUUCCAAUAUUAGAAGGUAUAAUGUAUAUGUUUAUUUCUUACAGUCCUGUUUCUUUCUCUUUUUAAUGUACUCAAUCUUCUGGACAAGGAAAAUAAAGUUUUGGGUUUUUUAUUUUUAA
Silurus meridionalis is the source of this 1654-nucleotide messenger RNA. RefSeq names its product protein inhibitor of activated STAT, 4b (gene pias4b). Gene Ontology annotation, biological process: regulation of transcription by RNA polymerase II; protein sumoylation. The transcript has 11 exons. Lineage: Eukaryota; Metazoa; Chordata; Actinopteri; Siluriformes; Siluridae. The coding region runs from base 149 to 1489 and encodes 446 amino acids. The record is from RefSeq and is a predicted model, not a curated record. Gene Ontology annotation, molecular function: SUMO ligase activity; transcription coregulator activity; zinc ion binding.